AUGUCAGAACCAGGAAGCAGCCGCAAGAGGCCUCGAACGAAUGACGACGCGCCUGUCUCCGACAACUCCAUCCAAAUUAUUGGCCAUACAACGCGAAACCAGAAACUCUGGUUCCAAGAUGGCAAUGUCGUGCUACAGGUAGAAGGCGUUCAAUUUCGCGUUCAUCGCGGGAUACUCGAACGCCAUUCCAAUGUUCUGCACGGGAUGUUCUUUGUGCCGCAGCCUGAGCCUGUUGCGGCCGCGCAGGAGACGACGAUUGAAGGCUGCCCUGUCGUGACUCUUUGGGAUUCUUCAAGGGAUUGGGAAGAGCUUCUUCAGUACAUCUAUGAUGGAUUCCUGAAACGCCGGACGCACCUCACAUUCCCGUUGAUUCGCGCUAUGAUUGUCCUUGGACACAAAUACGAAUUCGACACGCUGAAAGAGGAGGGGUUGACGUACCUGUCGCAGGUCUACCCGCCAUCAUACACCGCCUUGAACUCCACGGAACGCAAAGACAAACUGAAGCUUUUCUAUACCGACGACACCACCUUCAUUGACGCCGUCAACCUCGCACUUGAACAUAAUCACAAGAGGUUCCUACCCGCCCUGUUUCUUGCGGUGCUCACCCACACUCAGUAUCCGGAAAUCCUUACGAAUGGCCUCGCGGACAAAACGGGUCGUAUCGUGAAGAUACCGGCGGAAACGGCAGUCAAGUUGGCCAUCGGACACGAGAAGCUGUAUGAAGGGAUGCUCAAACAUCCGUAUGGGCACCUCACUGGGAAGACAACCUCGCCCAGAGGUUGCUUCAGGGCUUUGGGCCCGCAGAGUACCGACAGCAGCAGUAGCAGUAGCAGCGACUCGGACUCAGACUCGACGGAUAGCGACUCGUCCGAUAGCAGCGACAGCAGCAGCAGUAGUACCGACUCGUCCAGCUCUGAUUCGGACUCGUCCAGCAGCGAAGGCAACAGCGGUGAUGACUUUGGACAAGCCCUCGACCAAGCCAUGGACCAAGCUAUCGCGCAACGCGUCGAACAAUCCAUCCGGGCCAGGUUAAGGAUAUCGCCUUGCGAGUCGGUCAGAUUGGAGAUGCUCAAGGAUCUGGUUGCGCCACCUGUUACUGUCUCGAAGGUGUUUAGCUCGUCGAUUGCCAGAGGACGCCAUGCGAAACUUUGUUCGAAUUGCUUGGAGUAUGGGGCUGCUCGGGUUAGGGAGGGCCAGCGUAAACUCUGGGAGGAGCUGCCUACGUAUUUUGGACUGCCGCCUUGGAAGCAGUUGGAGCAGGAGCAGGAGCAGGCGUAG
This is a messenger RNA of Coprinopsis cinerea okayama7#130, 1278 nucleotides long. RefSeq lists its product as hypothetical. The record is from RefSeq and is a predicted model, not a curated record. Gene Ontology annotation, molecular function: protein binding. Bases 1 to 1278 code for a protein of 425 amino acids. NCBI's taxonomy places the organism in Eukaryota, Fungi, Basidiomycota, Agaricomycetes, Agaricales, Psathyrellaceae. The transcript is spliced from 4 exons.